UCUUAACAAAAAAGGGAAAAAGGGGCGAAUGGAGAAAAGCGUUAAAUAAAAAACCGGAGCGAUGGAUCACACUUUUCGGUAUAGAUGGACAACUCAUCACCUCAGACUCUCGGAGAGAAUGGACACAACUUUUGAUUUGUUGCUUCCUCCGCUCUGAAGCUGAAGCUGUUUCUGUUGUGCUAAGAAAAAAAACAAAAAACAAAACAGAUAUAGGGAGAAAGAGAAGAAAAAAAGAACAUAGUUUCUUUCAGGGUUGCUCCUUUUCGAUUCUUGUUGCGUUUUUGUUUGUUGUUGUUGUUGUUGUUGUUGUUGUUGCUGCUGCUGCUGCAAUGAAGGGUGGUGGUGGGAAGAGAAAGGCUUCUACCUCGGAGGCUCCGAACGAUGUUGUUGUUGUUGUUGCUGCUGCUUCUGCUCCUUCUGAUGAUGCUGAUUUGGGUGUUGGAGAUGUCGGGGGUGUGAAAGUUCAAAACUUUGAGGGAAACGAGGGUACCCAGUUGCGGAAUACUGAAGAACAGGAAGAAGAACCCCACCACGUGGAGGGUGAUGAAGGAGGAGAAGACGAAGAAGAUUAUGCCGAGGGAGAGGAAGAAUAUGAAGAAGAAAAUGGUGGUGCUGUUGCUGGGGGACAACAAGGUUUUCCUGCUCUUGGUGAAAAUUUCUUUGAAGUUGAAGCCAUACGUCGUAAGAGGUUGCGCAAGGGUGAGGUGCAAUACUUAAUCAAAUGGAAUGGGUGGCCCGAGACAGCCAACACUUGGGAGCCUCUGGAAAAUCUAGAGUCUGUUCCUGAUGUUGUUGAAGCUUUUGAGGAGAGCUUGAAGUCCGGAAAACAUCGUAAGCGCAAACGCAAGCAUGUAGUGCAUCAUACUCAACCCAAGAAGCGGCUGGAGCGUUCGACAACUCCUUACAGCCUUCGGCGUUUUUCAACUAGUACAGCUGAGAACCAUACACAGUCUGCUCCUCCUCUUAAUGAUCCUAGCCUUCCAGAUAUUCCCGCCUUCCCUCACACUGUGCUGUUUUCUGAUGAUGUGGGAAAUGGUGCUGAAGGCAGCAGUCUUAGAAAAGCCACACCCAGUAAUGCUAACAGGUCUGCAAAUGGUUCAGAACAAAAUAUUAAAAGGAAUGAGGAAAAUGAUUAUGAUCCUGUGCUUAGUGAGCUUAAAGCUAUGACUUCUAAUGGGAAUGAUGCAGACAGGCUUGCAAUACGGAUUCCAGAAGCUAAGGGUUCUGGGCCUUCUGGCAGUAAUGGUCAAAUGGAUGCUAAAUCAAAGGGGGCUUGCAUGGAAACAAGUGAAAGUGACCGCUGCCGGGGAUCCAAAAGGAGAAAAUGUGGUUCCGUAAAGAGGUUCAAGAAAGAACUAUAUGCUAAUGAGCCUGCUAAUGCGGAAAAUCCAGUUAGCAUGCCUGUUGGUACAGCUGAGCCAGAACGAACAAGAGAUGCUGGUAGUGGUGGCAAUACUAAUCAUGCCAGACCUGCUAGCAAUAUUGUAAACAUUGUAAAGCCAGUAGGCUAUUCAGCUUCAGUAGCCAGUGGAAUGCAGGAUGUUUUAGUAACCUUUGUGGCUUCAAAGUCUGAUGGAACAGAAGUGAUGGUUGACAACAAGUAUCUAAAAGCAUUUAAUCCACUUCUUCUGAUCAAUUUCUAUGAGCAGCAUCUUCGCUACAGCCCUACAUUGUGACCAAACAGAGAAUAGAAGGUGCUUUUGAGUUUGUAGUUAGGUUCACACGAUUGUGCUUAGUUAGUAGUUUUGUUGAAGAAUGUCUUACUUUUAUAGAUGCAGAAGAUAGUAAAGGGUAAGAAAUGCAUUGUUUGUUAGUUACACGUAGGUAUGAUUUUAACAAGUGGUUGUCAGUGUGGCUAUAUACUGACUGAUGCAUGCUGAUGGCAUAAAUAACUAUAUAUUUGAAUGCCUCAAACACACGAGGAUAGACAAUAGUUUCUUAGGAGUUAGUCAAGAAUGAAAAACUAUUUUGGAUUAUUGUAAAUUUUUAUGGAAGUUCUUGGCUAUUUCUGAGCGA
Molecule: messenger RNA, 2016 nt
Organism: Glycine soja
Lineage: Eukaryota; Viridiplantae; Streptophyta; Magnoliopsida; Fabales; Fabaceae
Product: chromo domain-containing protein LHP1-like
Exons: 6
Coding region: 330-1676 (448 amino acids)
Biological process (GO): heterochromatin formation
Cellular component (GO): nucleus
Source: RefSeq, a predicted model, not a curated record